CAGUGAGACAGACUGACUCAAUAUCAUCCACUGGGUUUUAUGCCCCAUCUGCUUUGAAAUGAUUGAAGAAGCAUAUAUGACAAAAUGUGGGCACAGCUUCUGUUAUAAGUGUAUUCAUCAAAGCUUGGAGGACAACAAUAGAUGUCCAAAAUGUAAUUACGUUGUGGAUAACAUCGACCACCUUUACCCCAACUUCCUAGUAAAUGAACUCAUUCUUAAACAGAAACAAAGAUUUGAGGAAAAGAGAUUCAAACUGGACCAUUCAGUGAGUAGCACCAAUGGCCACAGGUGGCAGAUAUUUCAAGAUCUAUUGGGGACAGAUCAGGACAACCUUGAUUUGGCUAAUGUUAACUUAAUGUUGGAGCUACUGGUCCAGAAGAAAAAACAGCUGGAGGCCGAGUCCCAUGCUGCUCAGCUACAGAUUUUGAUGGAAUUCCUGAAGGUUGCCAGGAGAAAUAAAAGAGAGCAAUUGGAACAGAUUCAGAAGGAGCUGAGUGUUCUGGAAGAAGAUAUUAAGCGAGUGGAGGAAAGGAGUGGCUUGUACUCACCAGUCAGCGAGGACAGCACCGUGCCUCAGUUUGAAGCUCCCUCACCUUCACACAGUAGCAUUAUCGAUUCCACAGAAUACAACCAGACUCCUGGAUUUAGUGGCAGUUCCCAGACUAAAAAGCAGCCAUGGUAUAACAGCACAUUAGCAUCAAGGAGAAAGAGGCUUACGGCUCACUUCGAGGAUCUGGAACAGUGCUACUUUUCCACUAGGAUGACUCGAGUAUCAGAUGACAGCAGAACCUCAAGUCAACUGGAUGAAUUUCAGGAAUGUCUGUCCAAGUUCACGCGCUACAAUUCUGUCCGACCCUUGGCAACACUGUCGUAUGCUAGUGACCUUUAUAAUGGAUCCAGCAUAGUGUCCAGCAUUGAGUUUGACCGAGACUGUGACUAUUUUGCCAUUGCUGGGGUGACAAAGAAGAUUAAAGUCUACGAAUAUGGCACAGUCAUCCAGGAUGCAGUUGAUAUUCAUUACCCUGAGAAUGAAAUGACCUGUAAUUCCAAAAUCAGCUGUAUCAGCUGGAGUAGUUACCACAAAAACCUGUUGGCCAGCAGUGACUAUGAAGGUACCGUCAUCUUGUGGGAUGGGUUCACAGGGCAGCGGUCAAAAGUCUACCAGGAGCAUGAGAAAAGGUGCUGGAGUGUGGAUUUUAAUCUGAUGGAUCCUAAACUGUUGGCUUCAGGCUCUGAUGAUGCAAAAGUGAAGCUGUGGUCAACCAACCUGGACAAUUCCGUAGCCAGUAUUGAGGCCAAGGCGAAUGUGUGUUGCGUCAAAUUCAGCCCGUCAUCUAGGUACCAUCUAGCCUUUGGUUGUGCAGAUCACUGUGUUCACUAUUAUGAUCUUCGGAACACUAAGCAGCCAAUCAUGGUCUUCAAAGGGCACCGCAAGGCUGUUUCGUACGCAAAGUUUGUUAGUGGGGAGGAAAUAGUCUCUGCGUCAACAGACAGUCAGCUAAAGCUGUGGAACGUAGGAAAGCCACACUGCCUGCGGUCCUUUAAAGGUCAUAUCAAUGAGAAGAAUUUUGUAGGUUUGGCAUCAAAUGGAGAUUAUAUUGCCUGUGGAAGUGAAAAUAACUCCCUCUACCUGUACUACAAGGGUCUCUCAAAGACACUGCUAACCUUCAAAUUUGACACUGUCAAAAGCGUUCUGGACAAGGACCGGAAGGAGGACGACACAAAUGAGUUUGUCAGUGCUGUAUGCUGGAGGGCGCUGCCAGAUGGGGAAUCCAAUGUGCUGAUUGCUGCUAACAGUCAGGGUACAAUUAAGGUACUGGAGCUGGUAUGAAAGGCGUUCUCUCUCUCUCAAGGCAUGAGAUCUUUGAUCGUGCUUUUGUCCGGGAUUCUCAGUGGGGCACAAAGCUGAAGCUAACUUGCUCUUCCUUCUCAGAGUGAUCAUAUUUCGGGGGGUUCUUUUUAUGUAUUGACACUCUUAGGACAUCUUGGGACUCUGGGAAGCACAGUGAAUUCAGUACCGUCAUCGUCAACUCCAUGGACUUUGCUGCUGAUGGUUCUGUUGCUUGUAUAAUUUUUUAUGAUGAGGAAGGGUUGGUUUUUUGUUUUGUUUUUGGGAGGGAGGAAAAUGAAUGCUUAAAUUAAAAAGAAAUCCUGAAGGAGUGGUCGAAGUUCAUUGGGCCUCAUGCGGAAAUGAAAUGGGCCCUCUGUUGAUGGAUAUCGGCAAUAGGUUUGCCUUUGUGUGUCAGAAACAGAUCGAAGGCCUCCGUUGUGGAGCCAUCUUCUGGAGUACUACUUUUUAAGUAAAGUAAAAAAAAAACAAAGUUGGUUUUGUUUUGAUUUAAAAAAAAUUUUUUUGUGUGUCCGAGUAAAUUGUCCUCUCCAAAGAUUCGAAGCUUUUUAUAAACCGACCCGAACAGCCUGUGAGACGGAUGUGAAGAGACCGUUACCUAAAGGCAUGCAGAAGGCUCUUAACUCCGGGUCCACAUUUUUCCCUUGACCGCCUCUCUUGCCUGCCAACUGAGCAAAGGGUACCAGCAUUGAUGUGGAUAUGUGCUGAUUGAGACUGUGUCUGACAUCACUUAAUUAUCUCCCCCCCACACACGCACACGAACACCCAGUGAGCUAUCAAGCUGCCAUGAAAGGAUGCUGUUGUGUCUCUGUUGAUCUGAGUUAUGUUGAGAUAAUUCAGCUGAAGGCAAAAGGUAACUAUGCUUAGUCCCACAUGGGCCAGUUUGCUCACCCACCCACCCACCCACCUCUGUUUUGUGACACUUG
Molecule: messenger RNA, 2775 nt
Organism: Gekko japonicus
Lineage: Eukaryota; Metazoa; Chordata; Lepidosauria; Squamata; Gekkonidae
Gene: COP1
Product: ring finger and WD repeat domain 2, E3 ubiquitin protein ligase
Exons: 20
Coding region: 59-1831 (590 amino acids)
Biological process (GO): proteasome-mediated ubiquitin-dependent protein catabolic process
Molecular function (GO): ubiquitin protein ligase activity; protein binding
Source: RefSeq, a predicted model, not a curated record